AUGACCUCUGUAAUGUCACUGAGAACUGCCAAGAACAGCCAUUUGACGAUUCACACAACAACAUCUCCAACCACACGAAAUCCUAUGGAAACAGAUGUGUCACCUAUUGAGAUCUUGAUCAGCCAAGCAUCAACAACUCAUUUCAAGUCAUCAUACGCUCGGAGAUCACUCGAUUCAUCUGUAGCCAUAACAACCACAACAACAACUUCAAGCACAUUGGCACGACGCAACGACGUGACAUUAUCUUCACAUCUCACUCUCUUCAAACAACAAGAACAUUCCAUUUGCAAACCGAAACGCAUGCAAAAGAACAAGUUACGAAACAAGUACAAACCAACUAAUUUAUUCAUUAAGGAGAAUUUCAAUUCCUUGAAUGAAAAUCAACCAAAUUCCCUUCUUCACAAUAACAAUCCACUUCCUUCGACGCAUUUCCUCUCAGACAUGAUGAGUACGAGUUGUGGUGGAGUUGUCCAGUCCAUGACUUUGGAUUACACUCUUCAACAACGCAUUGGUUGUGGAGGUUCAAGCUCUGUUUUCACAGCUCUUCAUAAUAAGAGUGGUGAAAAAGUUGUCAUUAAGAAACUGAAUUGUUUUACAACCUCGUCCUAUGGAGGCCAUGAUCAUUCCUAUCAGGAAUAUGUUCAACGAUGUUUUGUGAAUGAAGUUCAAAAAUUGAAAAGUCUUAGAAAUUGUGAAUUUUCAGUUCAAAUCAUAGACUCUAUACUCACUUCACACAAUUAUGACAUGUACAUUGUUUUGAAGUAUGAAGAAGGUGUCAUGUCUUUGGAUCAAUGGAUUCAACAUGUGAAUUCACAACAACAACAACAACAUCACGACAUGAUCAUUUCUGAAUCUUGCUUACGAGAAUUAAGCUUCAGAUUGCUGAACAUUCUCAAUCAGCUUCAUCAAAACCAUAAACUCGUUCACAGGGAUAUAAAACCUUCAAAUAUUUUGGUGAAAUGUUGUCCCAUGAAACCGAACAACUCUGAAAGCAACCGUCCUUCCUCAAAUGGAUCCUGGUUUGAAAAGAUGUAUUUGUGUGAUUUUGCUUUUGCUUCAAGUAUUGCUCCAGAUGCAAAUAAUGCCAAUGAAAGACAUUUUGAUCAGUCAUGUACUGAAAUUUAUGGAUCUCCUCAAAAAUUGAUGAAAGUGUCACAUUGUCAUUCCUCUACAACUGUAACGAGUGGUACCACAGAUCCAUUAGAUGAUAUUUGGAGUGCAGGAAUAUCCAUUCUUGAGGUGAUUUUAGGUCACUCUCCUUUGGCCACCCAAACCAAUGGUUUCUUUCAUCAAGAUAUUUUACAAUUUGAUUUGGAUAGGAUCAUUCGUUCUCAUCCAAGAAAGUUUUCACAUCUGUCUACAGCUUUUAUUAGUUUUCUAUCGAGAUGCUUAAGUGUACCUCUCGAAGAACGUUACAAUGCUUUUCAAUUAAUGGAAUUAUUGAAAUCUUCUUCAACUUCUAUGUGUCCAAACGUUGAUGAUUGUAGUAAAUAA
This is a messenger RNA of Naegleria lovaniensis, 1494 nucleotides long. RefSeq lists its product as uncharacterized. Gene Ontology annotation, molecular function: ATP binding; protein serine/threonine kinase activity. Gene Ontology annotation, biological process: autophagosome organization; protein autophosphorylation; autophagy. The record is from RefSeq and is a predicted model, not a curated record. The transcript has a single exon. The coding region runs from base 1 to 1494 and encodes 497 amino acids. Gene Ontology annotation, cellular component: autophagosome; cytoplasm. Lineage: Eukaryota; Heterolobosea; Eutetramitea; Acrasida; Naegleriidae.